UAGAAAAGCCUCAAAAGUACCACACCCUCUCCACUUCUCCAGAAAUCUCCAACCCACGUAUAUAUAUAUAUAUAUAGUAUAUACGCAUAUGUCCGUAUGCACGCACAACACAGACUCGGAGCAAAAACAUACAGCAAGAAACACCAAAAGGCAAUGGAUUUCGGAAGGAUGAUGAUGGAAUCGCCCAUAUUCACAAUCCUGGAGGACAUGCUAGACGUGCCGGAAGAGCACGAGAAGACUCGCAGCAACCCGUCCAGGGCUUACGUGAGGGACGCCAAGGCAAUGGCGGCCACGCCAGCGGACGUGAUCGAGCACCAGAACGCGUAUGCGUUCGUGGUGGACAUGCCCGGGAUCAAGCCAGAGGAUGUCAAGGUUCAGGUCGAGAACGAGAACGUCCUUGUCGUGAGCGGAGAGAGGCAGAGAGAGAAGAAAGAGGAGAAAGAGAAGGAGAAGGAGAAGAAGGAAAGUGGGGUUAAGUACCUGAGGAUGGAGAGGAGGAUGGGGAAGUUCUUGAGGAAGUUCCAGUUGCCGGAGAAUGCGAAUCUGGAGAAGAUAACUGCGGUCUGCAAUGAUGGGGUUUUGAAGGUUACCGUGGAGAAGCUUCCUCCGCCUGAGCCUAAGAAGCCGAAGACUAUUCAGGUUCAAGUUGCUUGAGCUCUUUUCGAAACCCUAGCUUCUGCUAUGGUUUUAUGGGUUUUUAUUAUGCGCGUGUGCGUUGUUUGUGUGUGUGGGGGUUUCUGGGUUUGGGUUUGGGUUUGGGUUUGAUGUGAUGUGAAAAGAGAGAGAGAUAAUGCGUAAGAGAAAAUGAAUAAAGGUUGAAACUUUUCUGUUACC
Molecule: messenger RNA, 834 nt
Organism: Tarenaya hassleriana
Lineage: Eukaryota; Viridiplantae; Streptophyta; Magnoliopsida; Brassicales; Cleomaceae
Product: 17.6 kDa class II heat shock protein-like
Exons: 1
Coding region: 97-654 (185 amino acids)
Biological process (GO): response to hydrogen peroxide; protein complex oligomerization; protein folding
Source: RefSeq, a predicted model, not a curated record